AUGCCUGUUAAUCCUCAGAUACUCGGUAAGUUGGAACAUUCUCAGAAGGUACUCGAGACACCGCCAUCGGAACCUCCAACUCCUGCUAAACUUCCAUCCCGCAAUCCAACCCGCUCCUUCUGGAUCGAUUCCUCUCCGGACGCAAAUCCACUCGCUCGCCAAGGUAGCCAAGAUCCUCUGCCUAGUGAUGCAGACGUCUGCAUCAUCGGGGCUGGUAUCACAGGCGUUGGCGUCGCGUACCAUCUUAUCGAACUCUUGAAUAACGCCUCGCUGUCUGUCAAAAAUCCGCUCAGAAUCGUGAUACUCGAAGCAAGAGAUUUCUGCUCAGGAGCGACUGGAAGGAAUGGUGGACAUCUUACGCCGGCUGCUUUCCUCGAGUUUGCUCAACGUCAGGCAUUAUUCGAUACGGUCGAGGCAAUUAAGUCGUAUAAACUCGAACAACACACCGCUUCUUUACUCGUCAAAAUCAUAAAGGAGAAUGGUUGGGCAAGCGAUAUCGACCUAGUAGAAGGUGGACACAUAGAUCUCAUGUUCACAGAGAAGGAAGCAGGAAAUGCGCACAAAGACUUCGAUAUGGCACGUCAAGCGCAACUCAAUCUAGAUGGCGUGGAAUGGCUCUCGAAGGAGGAACUGGAGAAGGAAUAUGGUGCACCUUACUCAGGAUUCCGCGAGCCAGGAAACAACGUCUGGCCACUAAAACUUGUCACGAAGCUGUACCAGCAUGCUCACGCACACGCUGGGAAAUACGCCUCCCUGAAGUUGCACACUCAGACCCCAGUGACUGCAGUCACACAUGAAACGACCGAUAAUUCUUCUACUUAUGCAGUCGUGACGAACCGGGGUAGCAUUUCGUGCUCCCGUGUUGUCCAUGCCACGAAUGCGUACGCCUCUUAUCUUCUUCCCUUUCUCACUGGUCCAGAUGGAAUUAUACCGACUCGAGGACAAGUAAUGGCCACCCGUGCUUCUGUCGGUACAGAUCAAAUCCAUAUACCAAGCUGGAGCGGAAACGAAGGUUUUGCAUACUGGUUCCCACGACCCGUAAAAUACUAUACCGAAAAACCGUUGAUCAUCAUUGGUGGUGGCCGGGAAGCUGUGGCACCCCAAUACGAGCUAUACGUGGACGAUGACUCUGAAACGCACCCUCUCGUCGGGAAGGCGCUUCGCGAGUUCCUGCCAUCUGUAUUCGAGGGUAAAUAUGACCCUCUUUCGGAGCCUGAGAUGGAAUGGACUGGCAUCAUGGGCUUCACGAAGAUGGGGGAUCCGUUUGUUGGUGCUGUGGCAGACUUACUCCUAGCAAAUCCAGACAGAGAACUGUACCAGAAACAGUACAUCGCCGCAGGAUAUACCGGUCAUGGAAUGCCGCGCGCAUUUGGAUGUGCCGAAGUCAUCGGCCAAAUGAUUCUGGCUGAGAUUUCUGAUAAAGAGUGGAAGGAACCUGAUUGGAUUCCACAACGUUAUCUGACACGGAAUAGACGAGUCCAGUGA
Molecule: messenger RNA, 1485 nt
Organism: Suillus bovinus
Lineage: Eukaryota; Fungi; Basidiomycota; Agaricomycetes; Boletales; Suillaceae
Product: FAD dependent oxidoreductase
Exons: 8
Coding region: 1-1485 (494 amino acids)
Cellular component (GO): cytoplasm
Molecular function (GO): oxidoreductase activity
Source: RefSeq, a predicted model, not a curated record